AUGGCCAACGAAGAUUAUAGAUAUUUGGUUAGUAAGAACCUCUAGUUUAACCUUCAGAUCUUUCUUAAACUAUCCUAAAUCUAGAACAUUGAUAACGAUUAUGAAUUUUUAUAAAUAUAUGCUGCUUAAUAUUAUCAUAAUUCAAUUUCUGGAUUGAUAUAUUCCAAAUUCCUUGUCUUUCGUUAAAUUUAAAGUAAAAAUAUAAGAGCAGUAAAAAAAUUAUUGACAAAAGAGCAUAUGCUGAUGGACCAAAGUUAAUUCGAAAAUCUGAAGGUAGAUUAAACCUAACUAAAAAUGUACCAUUUGAAAAAAUUGAAACAUUUAUCUUAUCAUUAUAAAGAAGGCAUGAUACAUUCCAGGUACUUAAAGAGUAAUUACAUAUAGAUUAGUUAUAAAAAAAAAAGGGAUGUUACAUGUUGUUAUUCUUAAUUUACAAUCAUUGCAUAAGAAAAGUUUGUCGUAUUGAAUGAAUCAUACAUCAAAAUCGGUUCUAACAAAUUUUCAACUAAAAGAUUAUUCAAAUAAUAAGCUCCAAUUAUAUUAUAAGAAUUAUUAAUAUGA
This is a messenger RNA of Paramecium sonneborni, 561 nucleotides long. The record is from the annotation of a GenBank genome assembly. Lineage: Eukaryota; Ciliophora; Oligohymenophorea; Peniculida; Parameciidae.